Messenger RNA from Phacochoerus africanus (Common warthog), 4541 nucleotides. RefSeq names its product sciellin (gene SCEL). The record is from RefSeq and is a predicted model, not a curated record. NCBI's taxonomy places the organism in Eukaryota, Metazoa, Chordata, Mammalia, Artiodactyla, Suidae. The transcript has 30 exons. Gene Ontology annotation, biological process: epidermis development. Bases 11 to 1993 code for a protein of 660 amino acids. Gene Ontology annotation, cellular component: cytoplasm.
AGUGGAUAUUAUGAGGCAUGAAACCCUCAAGACUCUUUUGUACAGAAGGUCCUUACUGGAAGGCAGCAUGUCCAAUUUUACCUUGAGAAAAACAUCUCCCACAGGAAAUGAUAUGAAGAGUACCACUCAGGAGACCACACUGAGACAACAGGGUUUUCACGAGGUGAAUAAGAGGAGGACUUUGUUACAGGACAACAGCUGGAUAAAGAAACGCCCCGAAGAGGAAAGAGAUGAAAAUUACGGUAGGGCAGUGCUUCACAGACAUAAUUCCCAUGAUGCCUUGGACAGGAAAGCAAACGAGAGAGAUGAGCCCAAAGCCACAAUCAGUCGGUACAGAUCUGAUGACACUUUGGACAGGAUCUCAGACAGAAGCGAUGCUGCUAAAACACAUAAGGCCAAUUCCUUGGAUAACCGACUAACCAAUAGAAACGUGUCUACCUUCCAAUCACUAGAAGCACGAAAGACGCAACCUGGAGGCUUGUUCAGUGCAAAUGCCACCAACACUCCAGCUUCCACCUCAGCUACGACUCCUGUAAAGAAAAAGAGGCAGUCCUGGUUUCCACCGCCCCCUCCAGGUUACAGUGCUGCCCCAAGCACAGGAGCAAGCAGCAGGGAACCAACUGUUCACCCUCCGAUACUUCCGAAGCCUAGCCCUCCUGUUCCAUCUCCUAACCAGCUGAGGCAGGAUAAUAGGAGUCAGGACCUCAAGAACAUCGUCCAAGUGGCCACUUCACUUCAGAAAACUGACAAGGGUGAAGAAUUGGAUAAUCUCAUCAAAAUGAACAAAAGCUUGAAAAGAAACCAAGGUCUGGAUGGUCUCUUCCGAGCAAAUCUUAAGGCAGAGCCAACAGAGAAAAGAGCCAAAAGCCUUGAAAAUCUCGUCUUUGUGAAUACCCGGACAGACAAAGAUGGCAAAGGGAAACAAGACCUCAAUGGACUUAUUAAAGUGAACCUUGAAACAAAUACAAAUAUCAAGAGGGGCCAGAGCCUUGACGAUCUCAUCAAAGUGACCCCUGAAGUAAACAGAAGUAAUCCAGGUUCCAAAGACCUUGAUAACCUCAUCAAAGUGAAUCCAAGAACAGGAAAAAGUGUACAAGGGGGCCAAAGUCUUGACAGCUUCAUCAAGGUAGCUCCUGAAACAAACAGAGCCCACCAAGGAAAAUUUUUUAGGAACCAAGACUUGGACAGUCUUGUCAAAGUGAUGCCAUCAGCAGACAAAAGCGGUGACCAUGGUCUUGAUAAACUUAUUAACGUAAGCCCCAAAGCUGUCAAAGACAUGGCUGGAAAUCAAGGUCUUGAUAAGCUCAUCCAAGUGAAUCCUGAAACUCUCACCAAGAAUCACAGAGACCAGGAUCUCGAUAACCUCAUCAAAGUGAGCCCUGCCGUGCUCAGAAGCAAUCAAAGCCAAGCUUUGGACAAUCUUAUUAAAGUGAAACCUUCAGCUCUCAGAAACACUAAGCGAGACCAGGACCAGGAAAAUUUAAUUGAAGUAAAUUCCAGUGUGCUUAAGAAUAAGAAUGAAAGGCUGGAUGGCCAAGUUAAUGGAUGCGCUGGUGCUUUAAUCAUCCCAUCCUCUAAAACAACUGCCUAUUCUCCUGAAGCCAAGAGGACUCUCAGCUCUAGUGCUGAAACCAGGCAUGCAGGACCGAAGGAUACUGUCGUGUACACAAGAACGUAUAUGGAGAAGAGUAAAUCACCAAAGGAUAGAUAUCAGGAGAGUAUCUCUGGAAAAUACAUACAAACUGUUUAUUCGACUUCAGACAGGUCUGUCAUUGAAAGAGAUAUGUGUACUUACUGUCGAAAGCCCUUGGGCACAGAAACUAAGAUGAUUUUAGAUGAAUUACAAAUUUGCUGCCAUUCCACUUGCUUCAAGUGUGAAAUCUGCAAACAAUCUUUGGAAAACCUACAAGCAGGUGAUAGUAUUUGGAUUUAUAGACAGACAAUACAUUGCGAACCUUGCUACUCAAAAGUUGUAGCAAAGUGGAAUCAGUAAUUCUGGCACAUGAAAAUCAAGAUGAAAAUAUUCAUUAAGGAAUUAAGAUUUUUAUUUUAAGAGCAUAUACUCUAGAAAAGCUUUUACAUCGAAGAUUGAACUCUUGUAUAGAACUAACAGUUCUACUAUGGCAUCAAUAACCUAAUUGCCUUCAAGAAGGUCACAUACAUAAAGGGACCAUCUGGUUAGAUUUAGUGAUCAAAAAUUCAAAAAAAAAAAAAAAAUCCGAGUGCUUCUAGUUACCAUGGUCAAAGGAAGGAUGCCUCUGAUAGCCAUGAGUGUUGUCAACCUUGACCGGGGCCCUCUCUGCUCCAUAUCAGGCUGCAUGUCAUGAUUUCCACUCUAGACAAGCUUGGCAUUUUCUCACCUUUGUUUCCCUAAGAAUUUGGAUUUGGGGACAUUAUUGACAUCUUGGCAAAACUGUCAAGGAAGCAAGGUAUGUUUCCUUUAUGCACAAAAGAAAUGUUGAUAGGAAUUUUGGCAGAAAGAUGUUAACAUACCAAGUUGUAAGGACUUCAGAAUAUCACUUGAACUUUUCAGAUUUCUGUGCUAUUAUGUAUAACAUGAGGGGCACUGGAUGCGAUUUCAAAGGUCCCUUUCCGCUCUGAAAUGAUCAGGUUCUAAAGCAAGUUUCUGUUUGCUCUUUAGAAAAAUAUCUGCAUAUGUGUUUAUUGAGCAUAUUGAGCUAGAUAGGCUAUCUAAACAAUUUAAUCAUAGUGUCAUCAUUUUAUCACAGAUGUAAGUUUUAUAGAACGUGUUUUAAAAAUGUAUUACGCAUGUAUUUAUGGGUAAUGGGUAAAAUCAUAUGACAUGCCUAGUUUACAUAUUAUAAUUUGUUAAGUUUUCUUUGCAUGAACUUCAAAAUCUAGAUUUACAAAUUAUCUAUGAGAAAUAAUGGUUAUGGACACAAAGGCAUGGUCUUUAGCAUGUUACAUCUAUUCUUAUUACAUAGCACUUUAUAUUUACAGAUGGCUUGUAAAAAUAAAUUGAACCAUCAGUUACCCAGAAUCUUUUUGUGCAGUGUUUAUAAAUAUCACUCCCUGACAUUGAUAUUGACAACUAUAGUGAUCAUAAUUUAUUAUAUUCUGUGCCAUACUGCUUAACUUGAUUUUUUAACUGUUGAAGCUGUAACUUUGAUUUUUAAGGAGCUUUUUUUCAAGGAAUGGAAAAUUCAGUAAUCUUGUGAGGAACUAUUAUUAUUAUUCAAAUUGAGACAUUGCACUUCUAAACUAUUUUAUAUGCACAUAGCAACUGCUUCACAAAGGAAAGCAUCUGGAAUAUUGAGAGAAGGUGGAAUUCUAAGGGAGUUUAAGGCAGCUGUACAGAACUGACAUAACCUAGGGAGAUUAAAAGAUAAUUAUGUAUUUUCUAAAUGUUGAUAAAUGUAAAAAAAUCCUUCUCCGGUGUAAUGAUUUCCACCACUCUUCCUCUCAGAAACUGGUCCACGAAGUGUUAAAUACUAAAUGCUUAUCAAAAUCCAGCAAUGUGUAAUCAUUGUCCUAUGGAGAGGGAGGCAGAAAAACAAUUAAUAAUAAUUGGAUAUUCAUUAAUUCAUGCUUGAUGAGAAGCAGUGGUAAUCGAGCCAUAUGUUUUAUUGUUCUUUUAUUACAUGCUAUCAGAGUGGAUCAAAAGAAAUAAUUUUCUUAGAAUUGGAAUUUGUGGCAGAAAAGGACAAAUGGAGUAGUAUCCCUCCCUUUUAUAUAAAGUAUAUUAACAUCUCAAUGCCGUUGUAGUAAUUAAAAAUCAUUUGAACAUCAUUUUUAAAGUAGUCUACAGUUUAAUGCUUCAUUUAAGGAAACCUAAAAGGAAUAUAAUUCUCACGUUUCUGUAGCUGUUUAAUGGACCCUUUCUUCUACAAUAAUGUGUUACAUCAAACCAAAAGCUGUUGUAAAAAUGGAAUAAAUACGGAGGGGAAGGAGAAGGGCUUCUGAUUUCCCAAGUUCACUUCAUUCUGUCUGGGAUUAUUCCUAAAACAACUUUGAAGAUCUCAGUUUUUGCAGCCAACUCAUUAUGUUAUGAUUGGCAUAUUUUUCCUGGACACAAAUGUGUAAAUCUCAGGAUACUAGCCCCUGAAUUCUAUUACUAAUUAAGAGAUGCUGCUAAAAAAUAACUAAUGGCUCCACUCUGAGAGUAUCUGUCUGAAAAAGCAAAACAAAAAAAUAUAUAGUAAUCUUGGAAAUCUUGUUAAAAAACCUCAUUCUUUCUUUUAACAAGGCCAAGAAAUAAAAAUGCAUUCAAGAAGUAAUCUGCACAUCUGAAAUUGGUUGAUUGCAAUGACUCCUCUAAUUAGAUAGGAGUGCAGAGGUGGUCGGGCUCUCAGUGCUGGUGUGCUCUCUGACUUGUUUACUCCCCGAGAAAAUCAUGAAUGUUUGGAACAUUUUCCCACCCAGCUUGAUUCAGAGCUCUCCCAAAACAAGUGUCUGUUUGGUCUGCAUGAGGCAAACUAACAAUAAUGAUGUUGAUUGAUUUUUUUGUUGCUGUUGUUGUUGUUACUACUGAAUAUCCUGCGUAUCUGGUACAAUGUAAAUAAAUUGUUUUUAGAGUUUCA